CAUUGGUCCUUAGCUGUCACUGUCCCUGGGGCCCUGGGAGAGCAAGGACCCUGAACCCACUCCAGGGAGUCUAUGUGCAACGAGAGCUGCAGGAGAAAUAGCUACAACACUGAACACUGGUGCAGAGCAUCAGACCCUGCAGCUGAAACACACUGCCCACAGCCAGAAAGGCAGCCCUGAGCCUGCCCUGCAGCCAUGCCCCCAUCCUACCCCGUCCUUACCCCUAGAAAACCAAUCCCAUUCCUCCCUGUCAUCCUCUUCCUGUGUGUCAGGGAAACCACAGUGUCCCUGAUUUUUCACUUUUCCUCAGCUUUCCAGCACAUUUUACCCCUCAACCUCCAGAAACAUUUCCCAAAUCCAACUGCUUUUCACCACCUCCACUAUCAACCUGUCUGCAUCUCAUGGGACAGCCACAGCCCCAUCCAGCAGCCUCUCUUCAGGGCUAUAGGCUCCUUGCAGGACAAUCCAUGGUGUCUCUGUCCUUCACCCUCCUGACAUGGCCAGCUGGCCUUUCCACAUCACCUCCUCCACUCCCAACCCCUACACAACCUUCUCACCUCUAAAAAGUACAGGCUGGUUCUCUGCCCAGGGCCCUUACCUGGCUGGUCCCUGCCUGAGAGCAUACUAUUAUACUAAACAGCUGGCGUCUGACGCUCCAUGUGUUUUCCCUUAAGUCUAUCAGUUGUCACAACCACGUGAGCUAGAAACUCACGCCCUCCCCAUUCUACACAGGGAAAGGAAAGCAGAGUUGAGCAACCUGCAGUGGUGAGCUGUUGGCCCCCACAUCCACCACCCACGUUGCCUGGCUACAGUGGCUGAAGCAGUCUCCUGGACGCCUUCGCCCGCCUCCCGCCCUGCCCUUCCCCGUCAUCCACUUCAGAAGCGUGAUCACUCUCUGGAUAUCCCGUCCGCCUCCACCGCAGACGAGCAGAUCGCAGGAUUGGGGCACGGGUUCGCCCCGCACUGCUGUGUGUCCUUCUCCAACCCAGAGCAGGGCCCAGACACUGCGGGUGCGCAACAAAUACCGGCUGAACGAACGAGGAAGGUAUUUCAUUGUUGAAGAACUUAAAAAAAUGCCAAAAGGUUUAGAAGAAAAUAACAAAGCAGAUUUAAAAUGCAGACCGAGUGAAGAGUAUAAAACCUGCAAUCUUUGAUCUUCACGGUAUAUUUUUCUCCUGUCGAUUAAAAAUUACAGGCUCCCCACAGUCACCGCCACGGUCCGGGUCAGUCUCUGAGAUGGCCCAAGACACACAAGAGAGCCAGGCCUCCACAGGAGCCCUGGCCUCAGGAAAGAGGCCCCCAAAGGAUCACACCCGGGCGCAGCAGGCCGUGGCCGGCUGGGUAGGGUCCUCCGGUCCGAUUCCUCCUGUGCGUGGAGCCCCUGCCGGCCUUCUGGAGUCGGGGUCGACGCUCCGGACGGCUCAGGUGCCCAAAGACCACUCGUCGGGCGGCGGUGCCCCGCCAGGUUGGCCCCACCUCCGGGCGCCGAGUCAGGAAGCUAGCUGCGGACUAGAAUGGUACCCAAAGCCCUUCCCCUUAGGAAAAUCAAGCGCCCGCGUCCCGCCCACGUUUUCUCUCAGCCAAUGGGCGGUAUAGCUUUCUCGGGCCAGUGAGCAGCGAGGGAGUGGGAACUACUGCCUUGCGAGCCAGUAGAAUGAGAACAGGAAAGGCCAGGGGCGGAGUCUGCGAUCCUGGCAGCCAAUCAACAAAAAAAGUCAAGGCGGCGGGAUUUUAUUGGUGGAGCCUAGGGGGCACGGCCUAUGGUUGGGCGGCAAGAUGGCGGCGGCGGGGCCAGCACCGCUGAGAGUGGGCUUCGUAGGUGCGGGCCGCAUGGCGCUGGCCAUCGCGCAGGGCCUCGUUCGAGCAGGAAAAGUGGAAGCUCACCACGUGCUGGCCAGUGCACCAACUGACAGGGGCCUCUGCCACUUCCGGGCUCUGGGUUGCCAGACCACCCAUUCCAACCAGGAGGUGCUACAGAGCUGCUCACUCAUCAUCUUUGCCACCAAGCCCCAUGUCCUGCCAGCUGUCCUGGCAGAGGUGGCCCCUGUGGUCACUGCUAAGCACAUCUUGGUAUCUGUGGCUGCUGGGGUCUCUCUGAGUGUCCUGGAGGAGCUGCUGCCCCCCAACGCACGAGUGCUUCGGGUCUUAGCCAACCUGCCUUGCGUGGUCCAGGAGGGGGCCAUAGUGAUGGCACGGGGUCGCCACGCCGGAAGCAGCGAGACUAAGCUCCUGCAGAACCUGCUGGAGGCCUGUGGGCAGUGCGAGGAGGUGCCUGAGGCCUACAUAGACAUCCACACUGGCCUCAGUGGUAGCGGAGUGGCCUUCGUAUGCGCAUUCUCUGAGGCCCUGGCUGAAGGUGCUAUCAAGAUGGGCAUGCCCAGUGGUCUGGCCUACCGCAUUGCUGCCCAGACCCUGCUGGGUACAGGCAAGAUGCUGCUGCAAGAGGGGAAGCACCCUGCCCAGCUGCGGACAGACGUAUGCACACCGGGUGGCACCACCAUCUAUGGUCUCCACGCCUUGGAGCAGGGUGGGCUUCGAGCAGCCACCAUGAGUGCUGUGGAGGCCGCCACCUGCCGGGCCAAGGAGCUUGGCAGAAAGUAGGCCCAGGCUCUGGAUGAAGGUUGCCACCUCCUUCUCCACGUGUGCUACCCUCAGUGCCCCUACUCCUUCCCCUAAGGAUGUGGUCCUCUCUUCCUCCUGUGUGAUUCAUGCUGUCCCCUCACACUAGAGGGAAAUACAGGCAAUAGGACUUGAGAGGUUUGGGCUGGCUGGGCUCCCACCAGCAUAGGAGGCUUCCCUCCCCCAUGGGCAGAAGGCAUCUGCCUUAGUGAGCCCACCAUGAUAGCAGUGUUGGUUCUGAGGGUCCCUAGAGAUGGCCUCUUGGUCAGGUGCCCACAUGGCAGGGGAGUUGGUCAAGGCCAUGAGCGGAGGUGCUAAUUAAAGAAGAGCCAGCCCAGAUGCCUAGUCUGGAGCCCUGGCCCUUCCUUAGAUUUCCCAAUGCCUUGGCACCUGCAGCCAAGCCAACUUCCUCGUCUUAGCUGAGGGGGUACAGGACAUAUGGAGUCUGUACAAGGGACUCCCUCCCCCUCAGUGAAGCCAGGGGCCUUAGCCUAAUGCUAGACAUGGCCACCUGUGGGGAGCUGGAGCCCCACCUUGCCAGCCCCUGCGAAGAGAAGGGUUGUGUGCUUUUUCCUCAGCCGAUGAGGAGGAGAAGGAGCCUCACCCCUGGGGUCCUAAAAGCAGAGCUGUGCUGGGCUGGGCCUGCAGUAGUGCAGGGCUGGCACAAGGUGGUGGGUAAUAGGUAGGUGGAGGGGGCUUGAGGUCUGGGAGGGUGGGCACUGGCCAGCUGGAAAGAACAUAGACCCCUUGCUCACCUGGGCCUAGGCUCCCUCUCUGUCCCAGACCCUACACCCUGGCAAGUGGCCAGGUGGCGCUGGACCUCAUGACCUUCCACUGGCUCAGGAGUCCUGGAGGUUCCUGUGGCCUUGCCCCACCAUGCUGGCCUCGGACUGUAGGACUCGGCUCCUUAGCCUGCCUCUUAAGUGGCCAGCAGAGCAGGAAAGCCAGGACCUGGGGAGAAGCAAGGCUGUGGGACUGGCAGCUUGGGUUCUGGGGCCCCUGGGUGGGGAAAGCCCAGCAACCUGCCUCCACUCCAUCCCCAUCCUCAAGACACACCUGGGCCUCCUGAGACUACCUUGAGGUGGGGAGGACACUGUGCCAUCCACCAGCUGGGUGACUUCAGGCACAUUAAUCCCCAUCUGUGAAACUGGGAUGACAGAGCCUAUGCAACAGGAAUGGUAUUUCUAUCCCUCAUGCCCAGCUGCCUCUGUGGCCCUCUUCCCACCCCACUUACUCCCCCACAGAGGUGCAGCUGUUGCUGUGGCCCAGCCUAGCAGGGGCCAGCCCCCAUCCCUGAGCCUCUGGUCCCAGAGGAGCCUGGCUCAGGCAGUGACUGCUUGAUCUGAGUCUGCCUCACACCUGACUCCGUCUUCUGUGCAAUGGGAAUAAAUGCACUGUCUCAGAA
Messenger RNA from Microcebus murinus (gray mouse lemur), 4024 nucleotides. RefSeq names its product pyrroline-5-carboxylate reductase 3 (gene PYCR3). Gene Ontology annotation, biological process: L-proline biosynthetic process. Gene Ontology annotation, molecular function: pyrroline-5-carboxylate reductase activity. NCBI's taxonomy places the organism in Eukaryota, Metazoa, Chordata, Mammalia, Primates, Cheirogaleidae. The record is from RefSeq and is a predicted model, not a curated record.